This is a messenger RNA of Brassicogethes aeneus, 689 nucleotides long. Lineage: Eukaryota; Metazoa; Arthropoda; Insecta; Coleoptera; Nitidulidae. The record is from the annotation of a GenBank genome assembly.
CUCCGAAUAAAUUUUCUUCUUGUUUAUCACUAAAUUCCUAACUUCUCUCUCUUUUUGUAUUCACGUUCGCGUAAGAUUUUUAAAAAUGGGCCGGUACGCUCGCGAACCCGACAACGCUUUAAAAUCAUGCAAAGCCCGUGGCUCAAACCUCAGGGUACAUUUCAAAAACACCUGUGAGACUGCCAAUGCUAUCAGAAAAAUGCCUCUGAAGCGUGCCGUAGCAUACUUGAAGAAUGUUAUGGGAAUGAAGGAAUGCGUUCCAUUCAGACGUUUCAACGGAGGUGUUGGUCGUUGUUCUCAAGCCAAACAAUUUGGCACCACACAAGGACGUUGGCCAAAGAAAUCUGCUGAAUUCCUUUUGCAGCUUUUGAGAAACGCCGAAAGCAAUGCUGACUACAGUGGACUCGAUGUUGACAGACUAGUUGUAGAACACAUUCAAGUUAACAGAGCCGCAUGUUUGAGGCGUCGUACAUACCGUGCCCACGGUAGAAUUAACCCCUACAUGUCCUCACCCUGCCAUAUUGAAUUAUGGCUCACCGAGGGUGAAUCUUCUCCAGAGUCCCCAAAGAAGGGAGGAAAGAAGAGCACUGUAGAUAAAUCAAAGAAAGUCAAGCCAGCAGCUUCCGCUGCCGCGCAUUAAGCCGGUUUUUUAUUUAUCGUACACUCCUCUAAAUAUAAAGUUUAAUUAA